GAGGACAAGGGAGAGUGUAGGCUCCUUGGCCCUUUUUCGCUACUGGUGCAGGCCGCCCUCGGGGCUCUGGCGCUCUUGUCGCUAGUCUACAAGCGUUGGAGGGAGAGACCCCAACGACCUGUGAAGGUCUGGGCAUUCGAUGUUUCCAAGCAAGUCUUCGGCUCGGCCAUGUUGCAUCUGGCAAACCUUCUCAUGUCCAUGUUCUCGGCCGGCCAGUUCGAGAUUCAAAGCAAAUACAAGCCCAACCCAUGUUCUUUCUAUCUUCUGAACUUGGGGAUAGACACGACUCUAGGUAUCCCCAUCUUGAUCUUCAUCUUACACAUCUUGAAUCGCCUCGCCAUGUUUACUCCCCUUGCGAAUCCGCCAGAGUCUAUUGAGUCUGGAAAUUACGGUCGCCCGCCCCGCGCUUCCUGGUGGUUCAAACAGUCGAUGAUAUACUUCCUUGGAUUACUCGGGAUGAAGAUAUGUGUCUUCUUCAUCAUUCAACUGCUACCUUUUAUCGUCAAAGUGGGCGAUUGGGCUCUACGGUGGACAGAGGGUAAUACCGCUGUCCAAAUCAUAUUCGUGAUGCUUCUUUUUCCGGUUAUCAUGAACGCCAUUCAGUAUUACAUCAUCGAUACCUUUAUCAAGAAACCGCUCUCUCUGCCACAGGGCACCUCUGAAGAGGAGAUUGGCGGUGACCGAGUAGCCGAACAUGAUGACGAGCACCGUCGUGGACUGCUGGCCGGCCUGGAUGAUGAUAUCUCAUUCUCAGACGAUGACUCAGUGGGUAAAGGUAGAAAGGGGGCUGACUCGGAGAGCACUACACCAGGGAAGGAAGAUCUCGUACGAUUUGACUCGGUGGAGUAUAAUCCCGCGGCUCAUGGCGAAUGCAGUUCAGCAUCGUCAGCGACGGUGUCGGCCAGGUCUGGCAGUGAUCGUGAUGGGUUCGGAGGAUCAUCUCCGUCGAUCAAG
Molecule: messenger RNA, 954 nt
Organism: Aspergillus uvarum CBS 121591
Lineage: Eukaryota; Fungi; Ascomycota; Eurotiomycetes; Eurotiales; Aspergillaceae
Product: STIMATE family protein
Exons: 2
Cellular component (GO): membrane
Source: RefSeq, a predicted model, not a curated record